AUGCGUUUCGACAUUGCUGCCACUGCCACCACCCUCCUCGCGGCCGUUGCCUCCGCCUCCCCGGCCGCUGUCCACCAGACCCGCGACACCGACCUCAGCCAGGUCCCCGUCAUGAGCCUCGUCAAGGCCCUGGUGCACAAGCUGCCCGUCGCUGCCGACGUGUCCCAGCUAAACCCCCAGUCCGGCAAUGUGGGCGUGGGCGUCAGCGCUGAUCUGAGCAAGAUCCCUAUGCUCGGCUCUCUGCCUCCGUUUGACCGUACCAUCACUGUGAACGUCAGUGUUGGUGGUCUGUCUGGUCUGCUGCCUUCUAGCUAUUGA
Molecule: messenger RNA, 318 nt
Organism: Aspergillus terreus NIH2624
Lineage: Eukaryota; Fungi; Ascomycota; Eurotiomycetes; Eurotiales; Aspergillaceae
Exons: 1
Coding region: 1-318 (105 amino acids)
Source: RefSeq, a predicted model, not a curated record